Molecule: messenger RNA, 1143 nt
Organism: Penicillium atrosanguineum
Lineage: Eukaryota; Fungi; Ascomycota; Eurotiomycetes; Eurotiales; Aspergillaceae
Product: agmatine deiminase family protein
Exons: 1
Coding region: 1-1143 (380 amino acids)
Biological process (GO): putrescine biosynthetic process
Molecular function (GO): protein-arginine deiminase activity; agmatine deiminase activity
Source: RefSeq, a predicted model, not a curated record
AUGGUCCUGAGCGCAGCAAAAUAUACAUAUCCCAGUGAAACAUCCCGUCACGCCGCAACCAUCCUCGGAUUCCCAUCAACACACUCCAUCGCCUCGGAAUAUUACGAAACCGCAUGCUUCGAAAUCGCCAGCCUGGCAUGUGCCAUAUCUGAGUUCGAGCCAGUCAGAUUAUAUACGCGCACCGAGGAUAUCUCUAAAGCUCAAUCGAAAAUCAAAGAAGCCGACACCAAGUACACAAGCAACGCGGCAAACAUAUCAAUUGUUCCAUUUCCCACCAACCACCUCUGGACCCGAGACACAGGUCCCGUAUACGUGUAUAGCGGUGAAGGAGCCCACAAAGCCCGUUACGCUAUAAACUUCCGCUUCAGCGAAUGGGGAAGAAAAGACAACAUUGGUGACGAUGAUCGGGCCACGGAUGGUCUUGAAUGGCCUGUUAUGAACCAAGAGCAGCUUCAAGAGAAUGCAAGUUUCGCGAGCAGAGUCAUUGAGUCAGAUACCUCCCCGUCACCAGUGAAUCUGGUCGAGUCGAAGAUCUGUCUUGAGGGCGGUGCACUCGUUGUGGAUGGCGAGGGUACCCUUCUCGCAACGGAAAGCAGCAUCUUGAAUGAAAACCGCAACCCAGGCCUCUCUCGCGCCGAAGUAGAGGAUGAGCUGCGCCGUUUGUUAGGCGUUCAGAAGAUCAUCUGGUUUCCAGGACGGAGGGGUCUGGAUGUCACAGACGUGCACGCCGACGCUGAAGUCAUCUUCAUGAGACCUGGAGUCAUUGCACUUUCGAGACCACAUUCAAGCGCGCCGAAGCCUUGGCAGGAAGUCUAUGAGGAGAUUCGGGACAUUUUGAAUGAAAAUGUUGAUGCGAGAGGUCGGCGAUUUGAGGUUCAUAUAGUUGAUGAGCCGGACCCGAAGGUUUUCGGGGAGUUGGCCUAUGAUGAGCCGGCGACUAAUUAUGUCAAUUGCUAUUUUGUUAAUGGAGGGCUUAUUCUUCCGCAGUUUGGCGAUGAGCGGCGGGAUCGCGAGGCACUGGAUACGUUCCGGGGGUUGUGUCCUGAUCGUGUAGUGAGACCCGUUCUUGUCCGUGGGCUGCCGUUGGCGGGAGGUGUAAUUCAUUGUUCUACGCAGCCUGUUCUUGCUCUUGAUGAGCAUUAG